Sciurus carolinensis (gray squirrel) is the source of this 2822-nucleotide messenger RNA. RefSeq names its product endothelin-converting enzyme-like 1. The transcript is spliced from 18 exons. Gene Ontology annotation, molecular function: metalloendopeptidase activity. The record is from RefSeq and is a predicted model, not a curated record. Gene Ontology annotation, cellular component: plasma membrane. Lineage: Eukaryota; Metazoa; Chordata; Mammalia; Rodentia; Sciuridae. The coding region runs from base 217 to 2544 and encodes 775 amino acids. Gene Ontology annotation, biological process: protein processing.
GAGGCGGCGGGCGCACGGAAAGAGCGGACGCCCGCCUUGCUCGGCUCGGGCUCAGGCCCGGGCUCCGGCUCGACCCGCUCUGUCCAAGCCGGACCUGGGCGCGCACCCGCCGGUUGAGGCCGGGGCCAUGCGGACGUCCGCGAGGAGGCCGACCACUGGGCUCAUGGUGUAACCCCAAGACGCGUCCAGGGGGUAAGCGGGGACCAGCUCGGCACCAUGGAGGCCCCCUAUUCGAUGACAGCACACUACGACGAGUUCCAAGAGGUCAAGUACGUGAGUCGGUGUGGUGCUGGAGGCUCGCGCGGAGCGUCGCUGCCCCCCGGUUUCCCGCUGGGCGCAGGGCGUGGAGCAUCCGGGGCCCGCGCCGGGCUGCCGCGCUGGAACCGGCGCGAGGUGUGUCUCCUGUCGGGGCUGGUGUUCGCUGCGGGUCUCUGCGCCAUCCUGGCCGCCAUGCUGGCGCUCAAGUACUUGGGCCCGGGCGCGGCAAGCGGCGGAGCGUGUCCCGAGGGCUGCCCCGAGCGCAAGGCCUUCGCGCGCGCUGCCCGAUUCCUGGCCGCCAACCUGGACGCCAGCAUCGACCCGUGCCAGGACUUCUACUCGUUCGCGUGCGGUGGAUGGCUGCGGCGCCACGCCAUCCCCGACGACAAGCUCACCUAUGGCACCAUCGCCGCCAUCGGCGAGCAAAACGAGGAGCGGCUGCGGCGACUGCUGGCGCGACCCUCUGGGGGCCCCGGCGGCGCGGCGCAGCGCAAGGUGCGCGCCUUCUUCCGCUCGUGCCUCGACAUGCGUGAGAUCGAGCGGCUCGGGCCGCGGCCCAUGCUAGAGGUCAUCGAGGACUGCGGGGGCUGGGACCUGGGCGGUGCGGCCGAGCGCCCGGGGCCCGCGGCCCGCUGGGACCUCAACCGGCUGCUGUACAAGGCGCAGGGCGUGUACAGCGCCGCGGCGCUCUUCUCUCUCACGGUCAGCCUGGACGACAGGAAUUCCUCGCGCUACGUCAUCCGCAUUGACCAGGAUGGGCUCACGCUGCCAGAGAGAACUCUAUACCUAGCUCAGGACGAGGAGAGUGAGAAGAUCCUGGCUGCAUACAGGGUAUUCAUGGAGCGUUUGCUCAGCCUGUUGGGGGCGGAUGCUGUGGAGCAGAAGGCCCAGGAGAUCCUGCAGCUGGAGCAGCGGCUGGCCAAUAUCACUGUGUCUGAGUAUGAUGACCUCCGGCGGGAUGUCAGCAAUACGUACCACAAGGUGACCCUGGGGCAGCUACAGAAGAUCACCCCCCAUCUGCGGUGGAAGUGGCUGCUGGACCAGAUCUUCCAGGAGGACUUCUCAGAGGAUGAGGAGGUGGUGUUGCUGGCCACAGACUACAUGCAGCAGGUGUCCCAGCUCAUCCGCUCCACACCACACAGGAUCCUGCACAACUACCUGGUGUGGCGUGUGGUGGUGGUCCUGAGUGAGCAUCUGUCCCCACCGUUCCGUGAGGCCCUGCAUGAGCUAGCCCGAGAGAUGGAGGGCAGUGACAAGCCCCAGGAGCUGGCCCGAGUCUGCCUGGGCCAGGCCAACCGCCACUUUGGCAUGGCACUUGGUGCUCUCUUUGUACACGAGCACUUCUCAGCAGCCAGCAAAGCCAAGGUGCAGCAACUGGUGGAAGACAUCAAGUAUAUCUUGGGCCAGCGCCUGGAGGAGCUGGACUGGAUGGAUGCCCAGACCAAGGCUGCUGCUCGGGCCAAGCUCCAGUACAUGAUGGUGAUGGUCGGCUACCCAGACUUCCUGCUCAAACCAGAGGCUGUGGACAAGGAGUAUGAGUUUGAGGUGCAUGAGAAGACCUACUUCAAGAACAUCUUGAACAGCAUCCGCUUCAGCAUCCAGCUCUCUGUCAAGAAGAUUCGACAGGAGGUGGACAAGUCCACGUGGCUGCUGCCCCCACAGGCACUCAAUGCCUACUACCUACCCAACAAGAACCAGAUGGUGUUCCCGGCAGGAAUCCUGCAGCCCACACUGUAUGACCCCGACUUUCCACAGUCUCUGAACUACGGGGGCAUCGGCACCAUCAUCGGGCACGAGCUGACCCAUGGCUAUGAUGACUGGGGGGGUCAGUAUGACCGCUCAGGGAACCUGCUGCACUGGUGGACUGAGGCCUCCUACAGCCGCUUCCUGCGCAAGGCUGAGUGCAUUGUUCGCCUCUAUGACAACUUCACCGUCUACAAUCAGCGGGUGAAUGGGAAGCACACGCUUGGGGAGAACAUCGCAGACAUGGGUGGCCUCAAGCUGGCCUACUAUGCCUACCAGAAGUGGGUGCGGGAGCACGGCCCAGAGCACCCGCUGCACCGGCUCAAGUACACACACGACCAGCUCUUCUUCAUUGCCUUUGCCCAGAACUGGUGCAUCAAGCGACGGUCUCAGUCCAUCUACCUGCAGGUGCUGACUGACAAGCAUGCACCUGAGCACUACAGGGUGCUGGGCAGUGUGUCCCAGUUUGAGGAGUUUGGCCGGGCCUUCCACUGUCCCAAGGACUCACCCAUGAACCCUGCUCACAAGUGCUCUGUGUGGUGAGCCCGGCUGCUGCCCGCCUGCCUGCACGCCCCCCUGCCCCGCACGAAUUGCCUCCUGCCAGCUGCCAGGACAGGCUUGUGCCCCAUGUGGCCCUGCCGCUGGCCCACGCACCUUCCCAGCCCCUUCAGGACUGGACCCCUGGGCCCCGUAGUCCAGUUGGAGCAGGUGUGGGGUGAGCUCCAGGGCACAUGGCAGGGAGACACUGAAGUCCCAGACUUGGCUGUACGGAGCCAGACCGCUGGCCAGGUCGGAUUGUUCAGGCCCCACCUCUGCUGUGU